AUGGAGGGUUACCCACCAAUACGAGAGAUUCCCAAUGAACCUGUUGUUAAUCGUUACAAGUUCGCAUGGCGUGCUAUUCUCAUUUUUAACUUUGCUCUUGGAGCAUAUAUGUUUGCGCAGGCAGGUAGGAAAGAAAGAGUCAAAGAGAAAACUGAAAGCAGAGCUGAAGUUGUUUCCACUCCAACUGCAACUACAACUCCCCCGGUUGAGGAACCAGCAUUCACUCCUCCUGUCACAAGGCCUGUGAUUGUGCGACAACCCAUUCCUGAAGACCAGCAACGUGAACUUUUUGAGUGGAUGUUGGAAGAGAAAAGAAAGAUCAAACCCACAAAUCGACAAGAGAAAAAGCAAAUAGACGAAGAGAAAGCUAUUCUUAAGCAGUUUAUUCGCUCAAACUCCGUCCCCAGUAUCUGA
This is a messenger RNA of Fraxinus pennsylvanica, 414 nucleotides long. NCBI's taxonomy places the organism in Eukaryota, Viridiplantae, Streptophyta, Magnoliopsida, Lamiales, Oleaceae. The record is from the annotation of a GenBank genome assembly.